Elephantulus edwardii (Cape elephant shrew) is the source of this 1497-nucleotide messenger RNA. RefSeq names its product trichoplein, keratin filament binding (gene TCHP). Gene Ontology annotation, cellular component: keratin filament. The transcript is spliced from 12 exons. NCBI's taxonomy places the organism in Eukaryota, Metazoa, Chordata, Mammalia, Macroscelidea, Macroscelididae. The coding region runs from base 1 to 1497 and encodes 498 amino acids. Gene Ontology annotation, biological process: apoptotic process. The record is from RefSeq and is a predicted model, not a curated record.
AUGGCACUGCCCACACUGCCUUCCUACUGGUGCAGCCGACAGCUCCUGGGGCAGCAGCUUGCACGGCAGCGGAAGCAGGCAGCCCGGCUUCGGGAGCAGUGGGAUCAGAACAGCCGUUAUUUCCAACUGUCUAACAUCUGCAGCUCCAAGCAGGCAGAGUGGAGCUCCAAGACCUCCUACCAGCGGAGCAUGCAUGCCUAUCAGCGGGAGAAGAUGAAGGAGGAGAAGAGGAGGAGCCUCGAGGCCAGGCGUGAACGGCUUAGGCAGCUCGUUCUGGAGGAGCAGGACCUACUGGCCAAGGAAUUGGAGGACCUGAGGCUGACCAUGAACUUGCGAGAAAGAAGAAUCCGCGAGCGGCAUGGGAACUUGAAGUCAGCCCAGGAAGAGCAGAGAAAACUGGUUGCGGAGAAGCUUUUGUAUGAACACUGGAAAAAGAAUAGCCCUGAACUGCGAGAGAUUGAAUUGGACCUUCACAAGAAGCAUGUGAUAAACUCUUGGGAAACCCAGAGAGAAGAAAAGAAGCAGCAAGAAGCUGCUGAGAAGGAAGAGCAUAUGAGGUAUGAAAACGAAUACGAAACAGCCCACAGGGAAGCAGUGGAGAGGAUGAGGGCUGAGGAGGAGAGGCGGCGGCUGGAAGAGAAACUUCAGGCCGAAGCGCUGCUCCAGCAGAUGGAGGAGCUGAAGGCAAAGGAAAUGGAGGCCAGCAAACUGAAGAAGGAGCAGGAGAAUCUCCUGAGGCAGCGAUGGGAGCUGGAGAGGCUGGAGGAGGACAGGAAGCGGAUGGCGGCCUUCCGGGAAAAGGCAGAGCUGGGGCGCUUCCUGAGGCAUCAGUAUCAUGCACAACUCAAUCGACGGGCACAGCAGAUUCAAGAGGAGCUGGAGGCAGACAAGCUGAUCCUCCAGAAGCUCCUGGAGAAGGAGGACGAGGACCAGCGUGUCCACGAGGCUAGGCGGGAGCAGGCCCUGGCUGACGCGGCCUGGAUGAAGCAGGUGAUCGAGGAGCAGCUGCAGCUGGAGCGGGAACGGGAGGCAGAACUGCAGAUGCUGUGGAGGCACGAGGCCAAGGAGGUGUGGGAGAAGAGAGAGGCUGAGUGGGCCCGCGAGAGGAGCGCGCGUGACCGACUGAUGCAAGAGGUUCUGGAGGGGAGACAGCAACAAAUCCAAGAGAAGAUUGAGCAGAAUCGAUGUGCCCAAGAGGAAGCCCUGAGACACAGAGAGCAGCUCAUCCGCUGCCUGGAGGAGGCGAGGGAAUCGGCACUGCGGGAGGAGGAGGAGCGUGAAGGACUCAAGCUGGCACGGAAACAGGAGCUAGAAGCCCAGGUCAUGGAGCACCAGCUGCAGGCCCGAGAAGAGGACCAGCGAGAGGAAGAGGCGGCAGCAGCGGCGAGGCAGGCGGAGCAGCUCACCGACUCCCUCCUCCAGCGAGAGGCGAAGAUGCUGGCUGAGCAGGCCUACCGACCAAAGACUUAUGGACACCCGAAGAUCGCUUGGAACUGA